Molecule: messenger RNA, 17755 nt
Organism: Coregonus sp. 'balchen'
Lineage: Eukaryota; Metazoa; Chordata; Actinopteri; Salmoniformes; Salmonidae
Source: the annotation of a GenBank genome assembly
GUGAUGACUCUUUGAGGACUUUGAGGACUUACUGACUUUGGGAGUAGCAGAAACCGCCACCAUGCCUGCGAAGCCUGCCCCUAUCAAGAAGGCAGCCCCGAAAGAGCCUGCUCCUAAGAAGGAGGAAGCACAUGCCCCUGCACCCGCUGAGGCUGAUCCUGCUGAAGUUGCUCCCCCUGCCGAGGUCGAAGCUCCACCGGCAGAGGCUGCCCCAGCCGAAGCAGCUGCCCCUGCCGAGGGAGAGGCCCCUGUGGAGGCAGCUCCCGCAGAACCCGCGCCUGAGGAGCCCAAAGCACCCACACCCCCUCCUGCAGAUGGUAAUGCAAUAAUGCUCCAUGAAAUGAGCUUCGGUUGGGCUUUUUGCAGAAACACAUGUGGGCUACUUUGUCAAUUAUAUCAUUGAUAUCCUCUCUGAAUGGAUGAGCCAUGGUGACGUUUGGUUGGUGCGCAAGGGGCAUAACUGACAUUUUCAUAAGUUCACAGGAGUGCUAAAACAAAACGUUGACAUUGUUUGUUAAUGGGAAUUUAUACUUUACCCAAUACUUCAAUGGAGGUCAUGGAUCUUAUGUCGGUCCCUUUGCCACUGGAUCUCUUCAAGAGCCUUCUAUAAAUUGCUUUACCAUUUUUAGUCCAAAAUGUCACUAAUGCCCGUUGCGCACCGCCAAACCCUGCAAAAAUAUUCCUUCUCAAUGACAUGUAUUUCGAGAAAGUCUGUUCUUCCACAUCAUUUGGUAAAUAAUAAGCAACAUUCGUCAACCAUCGGUUCAUAAGAGAUAAUGGUAAAGCUCUGAAGCCCAUACUUUUGAGAUAGGCCGGAAGACAUUGCAGAAGUCAUUGUGGGCUCCAUGACGAAAAGCCUGCAACGUGUUGUGUAAGUGAUUGGGGAAUAUCCCAUGCCACUCCCCUUGCGCGCCCAAUUUGUUUUGUGGUGGUGGAACUCAGUCAGUCUUUAAACUUGCUCUUGAAAGGCCCCACAGUUUGGGAACCACUGGUGUAAGGCACUUGAUAGCCUGACUACCUAGUCAAGUAUCGCAAAUGCUCGAUUAACUACAUCAUAUCUGUUGCCUAUAGGCUAGUAAUCAAACUAUACUGAACAAAAAUAAUAUAAAACGCAACAUGUAAAUUGUUGGUCCCAUGUUUCUUGAGCUGAAAUAAAAGAUCCCCCAAAUUUUCCAUAUGCACAAAAAACGUAUUUCUCUCAAAUGUUGUGCACACAUUUGUUUACAUCCCUGUUAGUGAGCAUUUCUCCUUUGCCAAGAUAAUCCAUCCACCUGACAGGUGUGGCAUAUCAAGAAGCUGAUUAAACAGCAUGAUCAUUACACAGGCAUACCUUGUGCUGGUGACAAUAAAAGGCCACUCAAAAAUUUGCAGUUUUGUCACAAAACAUAAUAAUGCCACAGAUGUCUUAAGUUUUGAGGGAGCAUGCAAUUGGCAUGCUGACUGCAGGAAUGUCCACCAGAGCUGUUGCCAGAGAAUUGAAUGUUAAUUUCUCUACCAUAAACCGCCUUCAACGUAGUUUUAGAGAAUAUGGCAGUACGCCCAACCAGCCUAACAACCGCAGACCACUUGUAACCACGCCAGCCCAGGAUCUCCAGAUCUGGCAUCUUCACCUGCGGGAUCGUCUGAGAACAGCCACCCGGACAGCUGAUGAAAAAGCCCAGUCGUGAAAUCCAUAGAUUAGGGCCUAAUUAAUUUAUUUCAAUUGAUUUAUUUCCUUAUACGAACUGUAACUCAGUAAAAUCGUUGUAAUUGUUGCAUGUUGCAUCUAUAUUUUUGCUCAGUGUAAUAUCUAAUCAAAUGUAAUACCAGCCGCUGCUAAGCCUGCUGCAGAGGAAGCUGCUACUCCAGCUGCUGCAGAGGUGCCCACAGAGCCAGAUGGUAAUGCAUGUAUUGCAAUAGACAGAUGUCAGAAUUUACAGCGCAUUUUAACUACAUUAUAUCAGUUGCCGAUAGGCUAGUAAUCAAACUAAUAUCUAACAUCUAAUGCCAGCCGCUACUGUGCCCGCCGAGCUCGCUGCCGAAGGCAAGGAAGCUGCAGUUCUAGCCGCCGCAGACGCUGAGGCACCUGCCGAGGGUAAAGCCAAGAAUAACAGAUGUUUGUCUUGACUAGGCUGCUUAACCUCUUUUACUGUAACUUCUUUAUCUCUUUACUCACGUCCCGGUACUUUCUAUCCACAUAAGCUUAACAUUCUGCCACAUUUUUUCAUUUUGUAACAUAUUUUGAAAUGUUUAAAAUCAGCUUUUGCUCUUACAUCUCUCUAACGUUGAAUGAAUAUCAGCUGCCGCCCCUGCUGCAGAGGAAGGCACCCCCGCGGCUGAUGCUGCUGCUGAGGGUGCGGCACACCCUGAUGGUAAUAGCCUCACUACCAAUCCACAGGGAGCCAAGGGACUUCAUCAUCAUAUGCCACUUAAUAUGGAUAUUCCUGUUUAGAAUUAUGGCAAAUCACUUUUGGCUAACAGCACUAACUCAAUAGAGCUAAACGAUCUCAAAUGAUAUUUGGGCAUUUUGCCCAUCAUGGUAGGUAGGGCCUUAUUAGCAUGGUCCCAGAUCUGUUUGUGCUGUCUUUCUUGCCAACGCCUAUGGUCAUUAUCAUAGGAGUUGACAGAUCUGGGACCAGGCUCUAAUGUCAUUUGAACUAAUUCAUUAGAUGAAUCUCUAACAUUUAACACUAGCUGAUGCUGCUGCAGCUGCCUCAAUUAUACCUUCAAAUCUGAAUAUGUCCAAUUCCAAUCCACUCCAAUAUGGGAUCAUGAUAAGGUAUAGUUAGUUUGGUAUACAUAUAAGGCAUUCUAAAGUUUUUCCUGACCAUGUGACCUGACCUGGGAACACUCCGGGCCCUAGUUAAAGCCUAGUGUACCUUAGCAGAUUGAAUAGGUGUAGACUGUUUUCAUCUCUCUGCUGGAUAAACAAAGAGGAGUUCCGUAAGAGAUGGGAUUGGAAUGGAUUGGAUGGAAGUGAUUCUAGAACACUGCUCUCAUACCUGCUGCCUCUAACCUUUAUAUAAAUGCACAUUUAACAUCAGCUGCUGCUGCCGAUGCGGCCUCCAUAGAGGAACCCCCCAAAGCACCUACCCUCCCUCCACCCCCACCCCCAAAAGGUAAACCAACUCAACGGUCUGAGGAAAGAUUGGUCAAACCAUUACGAAGCUUUUCACACAUUCUCCUAUUACCAUUUUUAUAAUUUAUAUGAUAACCCAAUAUCAUGUCCUCAAGUUUCAAGUUGUACAUUGUCUGCAUUAGUUUGCAUUUCUAAACUAUGUAGAGCCCUAUUACCAUGUUUCCAUUGAUAUGAUAACACAAUAAGGCUAAUUAUUUCCUCUUGCAUCUCGAGUUGUACUUUGUCUGAAUUGUGUUAGCAUUUCCAAAAUAUUUAGAGCCGUAUAACUUAGUUUUUUUAUUGAUACUGUGUAACCCAAUAGGGCUAAUGUGUCCUCUCACGUCCGAGUUGUACAAUGCGUUGUCUGAAUUGUGUUUGUGUUUCCCAACUGUAGAGCCCACCAGUGAGCCCCUGGAAGUGACAGUGGAGGAUAAGACCGACACUUCAGUCACCAUCACCUGGAGGCCUCCAAAGACCAUUCCAGACAACUCUGGCCUGGAUGGAUACACCGUGGAAAUCACCAAGGAGGGAAGUAAGUCAUUCAAGCCAACUUCAGCCCUUAACUAGCCUGGUCCCAGAUCUGUUUGUGCAGUCUUGCCAACUCCUAUGGUCAUGGGCGUGACCAAUCUGAGACCAGGCUACCAUUUGACUACUAAGUUCUUUUAAUGUUGUUAUGUUGUCCCAUUGGAUUUUGUACAUCUCUGAUAUGCUUGUAAGGUAAAAUAGAGAAUUAACCACAACCUUGUGAAAAUGUUUAUUGAUUUGUUUUAUCUAACACCAUACGAUGAGGCUGCAUUCCAUUGUAAAUUAUAUUUUUUGGGCUGGUCAGACCUAUCAGUUGCACCUGUCCGCUGCAUGUCAGUCGUUGAUUUAUUCCGUACCUAACAUCUCCCUAUAAGGACAGAGGCAUUACUGGCAGUGCCAUGGACUAGCUGGUGCCUGCUUUUAGAUCACAAUCUUAUGCUAAUGAUCAGUAACAGACUCAAGUCAAAUGUCAGAGAAGAAAAUAUACCUCAAGUAAUGCAACUACACGUUUCACCUUGCAAAUGUAAUAAUUCACCUGGAAAAUUUGAACAUACUAUCUUCUUAUUCAUGAAUCUCCUUAAUUCAUCCAUUUAAAAAUAUGUUUUUUGGGUCCAGAUAGGAAGAUAAGUCAUGACAAUACUUUCAUCCAAGUACUUCCCCUGAUUCUCAGUCACCACUCAAAUAUGUGUCCUCUAGUUUACAUUUUCACUCCAGUGAAGGACUGAAUAUUCUCCAUAUCUGAUACUGAUACUUAUUGUCCUCACUGUGUUCACUCUCUUGCCGUAGUUCUAUACUGUACUAAGCUUGUUAACUUUCCUGUCACAGCUGAAGACUGGAAAGCAGCCAACGAGGUUCUGACCAUAUCCUGCCGUUAUGUCAUCAAGAACCAGACUACCGGCGACCGUCUACUGAUCCGGGUGGUUGCUGUAAACCCUGGUGGCCGCAGCCCCCCUGCUACCAUCACCGAUCCCGUUCUGGUCAAGGAGGUUGGGGGUAAGCAAAGCCUGGACAAUAGGCUGAGUCUUCACUCACACACAGCACUUAGCUACUGUACUUCAGAAGCAUGCCGUGGUCCAUUUCUUCCAACCAGCAGAUGUGGGUUUUCUUCCAUGGACUUCAAGUAGACAGCAUUGUAUUAUCAGGUGGCCAUAACAGCAAGUCCAAACUGUUUGUGGUGGGCGGUGUCCGUCUUUAUUGUUGAAAUAGCUUUUCAAAAGAGCAGACGUUGAAACAGCUAGGGAGAAAUGGCUCAGCAUGAUUUCCAUCUCAGAUAUCCAACUACUGUUGUCACAUCCCUGGCCCGUUAGAAUAAUGCAACGGUGGCCUUCUCAGAUUGUUGACACCAAGAGGGGGGUAGAGAUCCUCGGUCCAAGCAUGGAGUAAGCUCCCCAGUUGUAAAGGGAUAAAUGUACUGCCUACAACACUUUUUGGGUGCAUGUUUUCACCUGUGUCUUCUUACUUUGUCUACUUUUUGACUUCCUCAAUGAUAACUGUUAAUGGUUAGUCAAGCCUCUUAAUUUACAGCAAUCAUCCUGGAAUCAAGUGAAUGUAGUGUACACAGUGGUAGGCCCUGGAUUUUGAGUUUUAUCUAGUCCUAUUUUCUGAAUAUACAGUAAAAUAGUUAUAUCAAAACAGAAAGCUGAAGUAAUUGGUAGACCUAUGUUUUUUUAUGAAAGUUGAUUAAAACUGUAUUUAUGUAAGUAGGGACCUAAAGAGAGAGAUCAGCAAAUGUGUGAUGGAGAGUUUUAAUGGAGGGGAAUGAAACCUGAAACCCAAGGACUUAUAUAGGGACUGGCCGUCCCCCAAUAGGAGUGUCACAGUCCAUGUCCCACAGUCCCACUGUCAAACUUAGCCUUUGGUCCACCAAAAAAAGCGUCUGGUUUACCACACAAUGGAACGACCACUAACUUUCCCACAAAUCCUUUGGAAAAUUGUUGGGAUGUGUCUGCUAUUAACACGGAAGGUUUGGCAUUAAGUUGCCUCCCCAGUCAGAAUGCGUGCUGGAGAGGUGUCAAGCCAACCCAUGUAAGAGUGAUGGAAACAAGUGCAAUCUGUCGAGUGGGGUGGGGGUGGGGAUGGGGAACAUUCCAAAGUGUCCCCUCUACACAGAGAGGGUGGGGACAUGGGAGGGAUCUAACGUCUCGUAUGCCAUCUAAGCCCUUUGAGACGACCAGGGACCCUGUGUUUAUUUUGAAACAUGCCACAGACACUGACGGGGACAAGGCAGUUCUCUUUUGACCUGAUCCCCGCAUAAGGUGCGUCAAGUCGGGACACUCCACAGAGAAACACACCUAACUCUACCAUGCCCAUUCCACAGUUGGUUGGUUGUUUUUUAAAAUACAUUUUCUGAUAGCAGCACAUAUUCCUGCCGAGAAUGCUGGCACUAGUGCAUAGGUUUGUAUAGGAGCGGGUUUGCAAUUAUAGUUCCUGAACUUGGUUAUUAGUUAGUUACAAAUAUCAACCAUUCUGUCCAUGUUUUAACACUAUAAGCCAUUGGCUGUGAAUGGUGUGUUUGUGGGGGAUCCUAUGGUCUUGGAGAAUCUACAGUACAGUUGAGUGUGAUUCUUACUGCAGCCUGUUUAACAUUGUGGGCUGGGGUAACUGUAGAUCUACAUCAUGUGUUGCGACAUGGCAUGAGUUCAAAUGGGACUUAUUUAGAGCUCUGAUGAGUGUUACUCUGCUAGACUCAGCAGGUGUUUGGUUCCCACCAAACUAGAUCUGGUCUGGAUGGCUGGAGUACAGGAUAAUCUGUCUCAAAGCUGAAGGUACAGAGUGGGUUUUGAGGAAUUCGUUUUUUUAUUCUUUCUGAUACAAAUUCAAUUGCUUGCUCUGAAGUAUCUCUGAAGUGUCCUAUCCAUAGUGUGUGUCAAAGUUUCAGAGUCAUUUUACUUAUUUGAACAGGUUGAUUAUUAUUAUUAUUAUUCGUAAACCAUUUUUUUCUGUCUGUAGCUCGCCCCAAAGUCCGCCUGCCUCGUUUCCUGAGGCAGAGGUAUGUCAAGAAAGUCGGUGAGAAGAUCAACCUUGUCAUCCCCUUCUCUGUGAGUUUGUAUUAUGAGAUGAUGGGUAGGCCUGGGAGUUUGUCUAAACCACAUGACCUGAGCAGGACCAAAACAAUUGGACCCUAGCUAUAGGCUACAACUAGGGGCUAGAGUUUUUCACAUGGUCAGGAAAGACUCCUGGCACUAAUGAUAUGAAAUCACGUGAUGUUAUAACAUGUGUCCAUACAGAUGGAAGUUAGACCAUUGAUUGAGCCCAGCAUUGUGUUCUUUACUUUCCUAGGGUAAACCUAAGCCAGUCAUUAGCUGGUUAAAGGAUGGAGAGCCCCUUGACCCAAAGAGGGCCAAUGUCCGUACAUCUGACAGAGACAGCAUCCUGUUCAUCCGUCAAGCAGAAAGAGCAGACUCUGGCUCAUAUGAGAUGUGCGUGAAGGUGGACGACUUUGAGGACAAAGCUGCUAUCAUCAUCCAGAUUAUUGGUAAAUCAAACUCUAUUUGACUAUCCAACCUUGUUUUUAUUUCUAAACAGAUGAUGACAUAGCAUUAGCCUGUCAUAUAAACUAGGUAUAUUUUGGUCAUAACUAGGGCCAGGAGUUGUUUCUGGUCAGGUCUUAACUGAUCUGGAGAGUGAUUGAGUUGUUGUGAGUUUACUGAUACCAAUGAUGCAACCCAUACUGAACCAUGUAUCGCUGUGCCUGCUCUCCCACAGAGUUGCCUGGGCCACCAGCCAGCAUUAAGAUUGUGGAUGUCUGGGGAUUCAACGUUGCUCUGGAGUGGACCGCACCCAAAGAUAACGGAAACACAGAGAUCACAGGCUACACUGUCCAGAAGGCUGACAAGAAGACCGGGGUGAGAAACCCCUUCCUUACCAUACAAUGUCAAAGUUAAUGACAUACUGAGUCAUUCACAACUUCUGUAUCGUUUACACAAUUCCCAUUGAUUUAGCAGCAAAAAUGUUCCCUGUACUCUAAUACAAUCCCCAAAAAUAUUAUUUAAAGUACAUCUCAGUAUAUUUUACUCAAAAAAUUGAAAUCAAAAGAAAGUACAAUACGUAUAAUAACAAGACAUUGAAAUAUUAUUAAUACUCAUAUGGUCUCUUGCCCAGGACUGGUUCAACAUUUUGGAGCACUACACAAGAUUAAACGCUACCAUCUCAGACCUCAUCAUGGGCAACACCUACACCUUCAGGAUCUUUGCAGAGAAUAAGUGUGGACUCAGUGAGGAAUGUGCUGUGACCAAGGGAGAAGCCACCAUUGUGAAGGAGGGUGAGACACACUCCACACCACCCCUUUCAAAAAAAGUCCCUUAAAAAAAAUUAACAUGAGAUAAUCACAUGGAAAGAACAGAUUUGAAAAAAUACAUGUUAAUAAAAAUAUACAUAUAUAUAUAUAUAUAUAUAUAUAUAUAUAUAUAUAUAUAUAUAUAUAUAUAUAUAUAUAUAUAUAUAUAUAUAUAUGUAUAUAUAUAUAUUUUCUAUUUUAUAUAUAUAAAUUUAUAUACACACACUACCGUCAAAACUUUUAGAACACCUACUCAUUCAAGGGUUUUUCUUUAUAUUUACACUUUUUCUACAUUGUAGAAUAAUAGCGAAGACAUCAAAACUAUGAAAUAACACAUAUGGAAUCAUGUAGUAACCAAAAAAGUGUUAAACAAAUCAAAAUAUAUAUUUGAGAUUUUAGAUUCUUCAAAGUAGCCACCCUUUGCCUUGAUGACAGCUUUGCACACUCUUGGCAUUCUCUCAACCAGCUUCAUGAGGUAGUCACCUGGAAUGCAUUUCAAUUAACAGGUGUGCCUUCUUUAAAGUUAAUUUUAAUGCAUUUGAGCCAAUCAGUUGUGCUGUGACAAGGUGUGUGUGUGGGGGGGGGGGUGUACAGAAGAUAGCCCUAUUUGGUAAAAGACCAAGUCCAUAUUAUGGCAAGAACAGCUCAAAUAAGCAAAGAGAAACAACAGUCCAUCAUUACUUCAAGACAUGAAGGUAGGUCAAUACGGAACAUUUCAAGAACUUUGAACGUUUUCAAGUGCAGUCGCAAAAACCAUGAAGCGCUAUGAUGAAACUGGCUCUCAUGAGGACCCCCACAGGAAUGGAAGACCCAGAGUUACCUCUGCUGCAGAGGAUAAGUUCAUUAGAGUUACGAGCCUCAGAAAUUGCAGCCCAAAUAAAUGCUUCACAGAGUUCAAGUAACAGACACAUCUCAACAUCAACUGUUCAGAGGGUACUGUUUGAAAUCAGGCCUUCAUAGUGAAAUUGCUGCAAAGAAACCACUACUAAAGGACACCAAUAAUAAGAAGAGACUUGCUUGGGCCAAGAAACACCAGCAAUGGACAUUAGACUGGUGGAAAUGUGUCCUUUGGUCUGGAAUCCAAAUUGGAGAUGUUGGUUCCAACCACCAUGUCUUUGUGAGACACGAUGUGGACACGAUGUGGGUGAACGGAUGAUCUCCGCAUGUGCAUUUCCCACCGUAAAGCAUGCAGGAGGAGGUGUUAUAGGGGUGCUUUGCUAGUGACACUGUCUGUGAUUUAUUUAGAAUUCACACUUAACCAACAUGACCACCACAGCAUUCUGCAGCGAUACGCCUUCCCAUUUGGUUUGGGGUUAGUGGGACUAUCAUAUGUUACUUCAUAGUGCUGAUGUCUUCACUAUUAUUCUACAAUGUAGAAAAUAGUAAAAAUAAAGAAAAACCCUUGAAUGAGUAGCUGUUCUAAAACUUUUGACCGGUGGUGUAUAUAUAUAUAUAUAUAUAUAUAUACAGUGGGGAGAACAAGUAUUUGAUACACUGCCGAUUUUGCAGGUUUUGCUACUUACAAAGCAUGUAGAGGUCUGUCAUUUGUAUCAUAGGUACACUUCAACUGUGAGAGACGGAAUCUAAAACAAAAAUCCAGAAAAUCACAUUGUAUGAUUUUUAAGUAAUUAAUGUGCAUUUUAUUGCAUGACAUAAGUAUUUGAUCACCUACCAACCAGUAAGAAUUCCGUCUCUCACAGACCUGUUAGUUUUUCUUUAAGAAGCCCUCCUGUUCUCCACUCAUUACCUGUAUUAACUGCACCUGUUUGAACUCAUUACCUGUAUAAAAGACACCUGUCCACACACUCAAUCAAACAGACUCCAACCUCUCCACAAUGGCCAAGACCAGAGAGCUGUGUAAGGACAUCUGGGAUACAAUUGUAGACCUGCACAAGGGUGGGAUGGGCUACAGGACAAUAAGCAAGCAGCUUGGUGAGAAGGCAACAACUGUUGGCGCAAUUAUUAGAAAAUGGAAGAAGUUCAAGAUGACGGUCAAUCACCCUCUGUAUGGGGCUCCAUGCAAGAUCUCACCUCGUGGGGCAUCAAUGAUCAUGAGGAAGUUGAGGGAUCAGCCCAGAACUACACGGCAGGACCUGGUCAAUGACCUGAAGAGAGCUGGGACCACAGUCUCAAAGAAAACCAUUAGUAACACACUACGCGGUCCUGGAUUAAAAUCCUGCAGCGCAUGCAAGGUCCCCCUGCUCAAGCCAGCGCAUGUCCAGGCCUGUCUGAAGUUUGCCAAUGACCAUCUGGAUGAUCCAGAGGAGGAAUGGGAGAAGGUCAUGUGGUCUGAUGAGACAAAAAUAUAGCUUUUUGGUCUAAACUCCACACGCCGUGUUUGGAGGAAGAAGAAGGAUGAGUACAACCCCAAGAACACCAUCCCAACCGUGAAGCAUGGAGGUGGAAACAUCAUUCUUUGGGGAUGCUUUUCUGCAAAGGGGACAGGACGACUGUACCGUAUUGAGGGGAGGAUGGAUGGGGCCAUGUAUCGCGAGAUCUUGGCCAACAACCUCCUUCCCUCAGUAAGAGCAUUGAAGAUGGGUCGUGGCUGGGUCUUCCAGCAUGACAACAACCCGAAAUACACAGCCAGGGCAACUAAGGAGUGGCUCCAUCUCAAGGUCCUGAAGUGGCCUAGCCAGUCUCCAGACCUGAACCCAAUAGAAAAUCUUUGGAGGGAGCUGAAAGUCCGUAUUGCCCAGCGACAGCCCCGAAACCUGAAGGAUCUGGAGAAGGUCUGUACGGAGGAGUGGGCCAAAAUCCCUGCUGCAGUGUGUGCAAACCUGGUCAAGACCUACAGGAAACGUAUGAUCUCUGUAAUUGCAAACAAUGGUUUCUGUACCAAAUAUUAAGUUCUGCUUUACUGAUGUAUCAAAUACUUAUGUCAUGCAAUAAAAUGCAAAUUAAUUACUUUAAAAUCAUACAAUGUGAUUUUCUGGAUUUUUGUUUUAGAUUCCGUCUCUCACAGUUGAAGUGUACUUAUGAUACAAAUUACAGACCUCAACAUGCUUUGUAAGUAGGAAAACCUGAAAAAUCGGCAGUGUAUCAAAUACUUGUUCUCCCCACUGUAUAUAUUUUUUUUACAUGACAUUUUCAUGAGUCAGUCACGUGAACAAAUCACAUGCAAAAAAUGUCAUGUGGGAAAAACAGACACGUGUGAAGUUUCAAAUGACUCCAACACGUUUCCCUGUUUCCCAACAUAUUAUAAGUUUCACAUGUGUGCUUUUGUAACUGGCAGGAUUAGAACCCAGGUCUCCAACAGGUCAUACCAACGUCUUGACCAUUCAACCAUGAGAGCCAACACUAUUUAGAAGUCACAGGUGGCGCUACCUCAUCAUGUGACCAUGAGCAAACAUGACUGACUCAUGUCCGUUACACUUUCACAUGUGCAUUUUCAAAUGUUAUUGUCAACUAUGGGUAUCAAACGAUAACAAAAAUGUAAUUGCGUUUAUCGUAGGAUUUGCUGUGAUUAAUCAAGAUUAAUCGCAAAUUCAUAGUUUGCUCAAAUUGAGCUGUAAUUUAAGAUUUGUUUUUCAAAAAGCAUUACAAAAACAUUGCCGUUUUGAUUUUGUCCAAAGUAACGGUUAGCAAAAUCAGGUAAAUCGAUCAACAAACUUUCUUUAACCUCAAAGUCAACUUUUUUUGACAUCGUAUUGUUGUUUUUAGCUAUAUGGAUUAUGUAUUUUGGAUGUUUUCAGUGCAUUUUGAACGCUUUCAGACAACGCAAUUACAGAAAUUGAGCACAAAAAUACUUCAGUUAAAAUUACUUUGGUUAACUGGUUAACUCAGACAGUGCUAAUUUUAAAAUCUUAAAAAGGAGAAAUAAUCUCUGUUCUUUUCACUGGGCUUUUUCGAAUGGUCACUCAUCAAUGUAUGAAGAAGAGAAGCUCCGAAUUGAAAUAAGAAAUUAUACUGUUUAACACACUUGAAUUAUUAUUCACAGAAUGGCAUUAAAUAAUUCGCAAUUCUAUAUGUGGAGACAUUGCUACUGCAACAUGUUAACCCCACCUUUUCACAUGUGAGGAGAAUAACACUAGGCCUAUUUCACUCCACGUGUGACAGUUAGAUUUUCACGUAAAUGUUUUCUACAUGUGAAACUGCAAAUUAGAUUUAGAAAUGUGAAUCGUUUUCACGUGAACUUGCAACUCCACAUGUGAAAGUGAGAUUUUCACAUGGAGUUAUUACAUGUGAAACUGCUGAUUAGAUUUUCACGUGAUUGAUUUUCACAUGUGAACUUUCAAUUCUACAUUUGAACGUGAGAUUUUCACAGUUUCUCGUGAAACUGCAUAUCCGACUUUCACAUGACAUUUUUACAAUGUGAAACAGCAAAUUUCAAAUAUGCAACUGCAAUUCACGUGAGGUGAAAACAUGUUUUUCUUCUCACAUGUGAAAGGUGGUGUUAACUUGUGAACUCUAAAUGUAAUAAUGUGAAAAUACGGUUUCAUGUGAAAUUCAUGCUCAACAUGUGAAAACAGCGAUUUCACAUGUGAAAAAAGCAAAUUUGACAUGUUUUUAUUUUUAAGGUGUCCCCCUACACGUUAGAACGUUAGAGAAUAUUAGAACGAGUGGAACAGUAAAGUCUUCUUGUAGUUGCCCCCAUUUAGGACCUAAUCCAUGCUUGUCUCAUUCUUUUUCAGUUAUUGACUACAAACCUACCCCGUUCGUGGAGCGUGACUUCACAGAGGCUCCCAAGUUCACCACUGUUCUGAACGACAGGUCCACCACUGUUGGCUACAGCACCAAGCUGCUGUGCUCUGUGAGGGGAUGCCCCAAGGUAAACCUUCCCUCUUACAAACUCUCUAAUACUGUAGGUUGUUAAUGAAAUGGACAACCUGUAGGCUAGGCUAGCAGAACUGUAUUUAUUAAGGAUAUCCAUUAGCUGCUGCCAAGGCAGCAGCUACUCUUCCUGGGGUCCAGCAACAUUAAGGCAGUUAUAUACUAUUACAAAUAUUACAUAACAUUACAUUUCAUAACACUUUUCACAGCACAUUAAGUGUGUGCCCUCAGGCCUACCACAUAACUACAAUACAAAGUCCAUGUGUACGUGUGUGUAGAAUGUGUGUCUUAUGUGAAUGUGUAAGCAUGUGUGUGUGUGCUUGUGUGUGAAGGUGUAUUUUUAUCAGUUUUUUAAAUCUGAUUCAACUGCUUGCACACACACACACACACACACACACACACACACACACACACACACACACACACACACACACACACACAGUGCAUGUUUUAGGCUGUGUAUCUGUAUAAGCACUUUGUGACAACUGCUGAUGUCAGAACAGCUUUAUAAAAUACAAUUGAUUGAUUGAUUGAUGUCUGAGCCUCCAGCUCAGCCUGUCCCCUGUCACCAGAUCCACUGGGUUGCCAGUCACAACAGCAGAGCAGCAUUUGGCAUAGGGGAGUUGAACAUGCAGCUCCGUAUAGGGUUAGGUUAUGAUAGUCUCCAUCUGAGCAGAACCUUGGACUCCUGGCCGACUGGGCCGGAGUGGGUGGGUGGCAGAGAGGAGGGGGUGGAGGAUGUAUAACAUUCCUACCCUGGGGGGAUCAUGGGGGGUCUUUACACUGACCCUUACAAAUGAACACAUAAAAUUUGCAGUUUCACAUGUUGAGCUUAAAUUUAAAUGUAUUACAUUUAGAGUUCACAUGUUAACACCGCCUUUUCACAUGUGAGGAGAAAACAUGUUUUCACCUCAUAUGAAUUGCAGUUUCACAUGUGAAAUUUGCGGUUUCACAUGUUAAAAACUUUCACAUGAAAAUCGGAUAUACAUUUUCACAUGGGAAAAUCUCACUUUGAAAUGUAGAAUUGCAUUUUCACAUGUGAAAAUAUUCCUUGUGAAAAUCCCUUUCCGUUUGACAUGAAAAUCUUACUUUCACUUGUGGAAUUGCAGAUUCACAUGUGGGGUUGAAAUAAUGUUAUUCUCCUCACAUGUGAAAAGAUGGUUUUAACAUGUUGCAAUAGCAAUGUUUCAACCCAAAUUAGGGUGACCAUAUCUAAAAAUCCCAAAUGCGGGACAACGGAACGAUUUUGCUGGACAUUCCCCAUUCCCGGAACAGUGGACAGAACACAGUUGUUAAUGUUUCAAUUAAGGAUUGGCGCUUCAAAGCAAAACAUGAACUCAAAAGUAUUGAUAGCAAAAUAAAAUAUUGCAAGGAACUCAUUUUGAAAUGCGAGAACAAAUGAAUUGUAAAUUGAUGAAAAACAUUUGUUUUCAGUGAGAAAUAAAAGAAAUGAUCACCUUUUUUUUUACCCGCAUCCCUCUUUUCUGCAGUUUUCCCCAUCAUGUGUUUUGAAUAUCUGUACCCAUCAAAAGAAAGGGCUUCAUUUACCCCUAGAAACCAUCAUAGCCAAGCCUACGUGAUGUUCCUUCCUUUAUUGGGGCAUUUAAUUGCUUGUUCAUAGAGGUACACUACAAGAUCAAAAGUAAGUGGACACCCUUUCAAAUUAGUGGAUUUAGCCAUUUCUGCCACACCUGUUGCAGACAGCUGUAUAAAAUUGAGCACACCGCCAUGCAAUCUCCAUAGACAAACAUUGGCAGUAGAAUGGCCUUACAAAAGAGCUCAGUGACUUUCAACAUGACACCGUCAUAGGAUGCCACCUUUCCAACAAGUCUGUUUGUCAAAUGUCUGCCCUGCUAGAGCUGCCCCGGUCUACUGUAAGUGCUGUUAUUGUGAAGUGGAAACUUUUAGGAGCAACAACGGCUCAGCCGCAAAGUGGUAGGCCACACAAGCUCACAGAACGGGACUGCCGAGUGCUGAAGAGAGUAGCACGUAAAAAUGGUCUUUCCUCGGUUGCAACACUCACUACCGAGUUCCAAACUGCCUCGGGAAGAUACGUCAGUACAAUAACUGUUCGUCGGGAGCUUCAUGAAAUAGGUUUCCAUGGCCGAGCAGCAGCACACAAGCCUAAGAUCUCCAUGAGCAAUGCCAAGCGUCGGCUGGAGUGGUGUAAAGCUCCCCGCCAUUGGACUCUGGAGUGAUGAAUCACGCUUCAUCAUCUGGCAGUCCAACGGACAAAUCUGGGUUUGGCGGAUGCCAGGACAACGCUACUUGCCCCAAUGCAUAGUGCCAACUGUAAAGUUUGGUGGAGGAGGAGUAAUGGUCUGGGGCUGUUUUUCAUGGUUCGGGCUAGGCCCCUUAGCUCCAGUGAAGGGAAAUCUUAACGCUACAGCAUACAAUAACAUUCGAGAUGAUUCUGUGCUUCCACAUGUGGCAACAGUUUGGGGAAGGCCCUUUCCUGUUUCAGCAUGACAAUGCCCCCAUGCACAAAGCGAGGUCCAUACAGAAAUGGUUUGUCGAGAUCGGUGUGGAAGAACUUGACUGACCUGCACAGAGCCCCCACCUCAACCCCAUCGAACACCUUUGGGAUGAAUUGGAACGCCGACUGCAAGCCAAGCCUAAUCGCCCAACAUCAGUGCCCGACCUCACUAAUGAUCUUGUGGCUGAAUGGACGCAAGUCCCUGCAGAAAUGUUCCAAUAUCUAGUGAAAAGCCUUCCCAGAAGAGUGGAGGCUGUUAUAGCAGCAAAGUGGGUACCAACUCCAUAUUAAUGCCCAUGAUUUUGGAAUGUGAUGUUCGACGAGCAGUUGUCCACAUACUUUUGGCCAUGUAGUGCAUGUCCCCUUUGCGAUGAGCUGAUCAUUGUAGGAUUUUAGUAUGGUGCAUGGUAAAACAUCCUCAAAGUACAUGAAAGCUGAAGUAAACAAUUGAUCUGAAACAUAUAAAUCACAUAUUAUGUCAUUGCAGCCUAAGAUUUUGUGGAUGAAGAACAAGAUGAUUCUCAACAACAUGGACAACCCCAAGUACAGGAUGAUCAGCACAGGGGGCAUCUGCACCCUGGAGAUCCGUAAGCCUGGCCCAUACGACGGUGGCGAGUAUGUCUGCAGAGCCGAGAAUACAUUGGGGAAGGUCGACACUGGCUGCAAGCUGGAGGUCAAAAGUAAGUAGUAGUGGAAAAAAUAAAAUAAAAAUUGCACUUGUCUUUUCCUGCUAGUACCAACUUCUCCUAGUUUCAACUACAGUAACUAUCUUAAGAUGAAUAUACUAACUGUAAGUUGCUCUGGAUAAGAGCUUCUGCUAAAUGACUAAAAUGUAAAAAAAUAACUUAAUUUAGAACCCACUGGGCACACACUGGUUGAAUCAACAUUGUAUCCAUGCCAUUUCAAUUAAAUUACGUUGAAUCAACGUGGAAUCGAAGUUGAAUUGACGUCUGUGCCCAGUGGGAAAGUCCUUUCUCAUACAUGGGUUUACCCGAGGAAGAAGCCUCACAAAGUAUGAAGCAAGUUCAUCUAUAAAUAUAGACACUGCUUUUGUAAUCAAAUGUAUUUCUGCUUUUACGUUUAUGUUUCAGUGGUGUUUUAUCUUAUGCAUUAUCCAUGCAAAUGUAGAUGCUCUCGAUAUUUGUUGUAUUUGAAUCAGGCUGUGUGGAAAUAUUGGCAUUGGUUCAUGAUCACUAAAUUAAUUAUAUUUACCUCAACAGAGCCUGUGUAUGCAGACGCUGACAAAGACAAGGAGGAGGAAGAGUAAAUGAACAUGCAUAUAGGUCAGUCACUCUUAUUGGCAUUUAUAAGGUUUCAUGUGGAAAAUGGGCUUCAAUUUACAAGAUUGGCCUGAAUUCAGAAGUUCACUGUGAAUCAAUAAAUAAAGGCCACUUUGUUACAAACUAUACUUGAUGAAUGUCUUUACUAAAAAUCUAAAAUCUAAAAUCAAUCUUGGCAUUUAAUUUGCUUUGACUUUGGUCUUAUUGGAGAGAAAGUUAUAUGUACCCAUAUUGUCACUGAAAACUUAGCACCAACGUUUAUUUUAAUAUGUACCAAAGUCUAUUUGAGUCCUGGUGUGACGUACAUAUUCUCCAAGGCUGGCCUUACAUGGAGAGCCCUAAAGUGGGAGGUGGAAGGUGGCCUCUGCCAUUGCAAGGGUCUGAAUGCUAGUCCUAGCUGCUGCUCAUAAAUUAGUCCUGUAACGGCUCCACAUACAGUGGAGUUGCACUCAGUUAGGGGACUACAUCACAUUUCCUUGACUCGGCAUAGCGGGCCCAUUAGGGAUCAGCGAGACACAGCAAUUUACUACCAGGAGCCACUGUAUUGCAAGCAGCUUUUCACCCACCAAGGUGUUGAAUCUCCACGGGGGACACUAUCAGCUCUCUUCACUUGCAAAAAACAAUUUGUGUAAUAUGAAUAUUUAUACUGGCUGUAGUUUUUAAAAAAGUUUUAUGUUAAACUCUUGGAAUAUACCUUUUGUAGGCCUGCUGCUGCAGUUCUAACCACCACAGUUGGCUAAAUAUGGCAUGUGAAUUGACACCUGUUCUCUGUUAUUACAGUCCCAAAUUAGAAGCAAGCGGAAUGAGGCCUUUAAAAAAAGGUGAGGUCCUUUUUAUAAGCUCUAAAACUGUACUUUCUCUCCUUUGAUGCGAAAUAUGAAUUGAGACAUUAGAUAACUUUCGGUGAGUUUUAAAGUGAUAUAUACCACUUGUUUUUCUACAGGACGGUUCUGGAUGCUGGAAAAAAACAUGUACAUAUGACUGGAGAGAACAAACAAUGAAAUGGUUAAUACCUACAACCGUUGUAUCCUACCCUACCCUUUCCUUUCCUAUCCUAUAUUUAUGAAGAUGAACAUUGUUUUGCCUUUAUUUUUCUUCCUUAGUACUCUCUGGUAUAGAGUUCAUAUCCAUGUCCACAACCAACUCAGAUGUCAACUGUCUGUGUGACAUUGUAAUUCUGAAUAGGUCUCCAUUAUAUAAAACAAAUCCAUUGUUCCUGAUUGGAGAUUAAAGACGUAAAACCUCAGAAUGUUUGUUACAAUAAAUAUUUUGAUUAAUGCUUUUGUUUUGUUGUUUUGUUGAAUAAACCAAAACUUGAAUAAACCCUC